Tauraco erythrolophus (red-crested turaco) is the source of this 325-nucleotide messenger RNA. Its product is annotated as feather keratin 1. Gene Ontology annotation, molecular function: structural constituent of cytoskeleton. Gene Ontology annotation, cellular component: intermediate filament. The record is from RefSeq and is a predicted model, not a curated record. Lineage: Eukaryota; Metazoa; Chordata; Aves; Musophagiformes; Musophagidae.
ACCUCCGUCCCUGAGACAUGUCCUGCUACAACCAGUGCCUGCCAGCCCAGCCCUGUGGCCCGACCCCACUGGCCAACAGCUGCAAUGAGCCCUGCUUCAGGCAGUGCCAGGACUCCACCGUUGUCAUCCAGCCCUCCCCUGUGGUGGUGACCCUGCCCGGCCCCAUCCUCAGCUCCUUCCCGCAGAGCACCGCCGUGGGAUCCUCCACCUCUGCUGCUGUUGGCAGCAUCCUCAGCUCUCAGGGAGUGCCCAUCUCCUCCGGGGGCUUUGGCCUCUCUGGCUUCGGCAGUAGCUACUGUGGCAGGAGGUUCUUCCCCUGCUAAAG